ACAGAAGCGAGGGGAGUAAAGGGGCAAAAAACCCUCAAUAAUCCGUUGGUAUUCAUUUCGCUUCACAAUCGGCCACCGGAGACUGGGAAUUGCAGCCUGAAUCUACUGGAUCUAAACCCCUGCUACAUUAAAUCAUCUGUAACUGAUACUAAUGCAACCUUUAGGGUUUACUUCAUCAUUAGAAUUUGCGCAAAGUUUUACCAAAUCUUACUAGUUGAAGCCGUCCGUUUUUCGUGGAUCCGAAGAUGAGCUAUCGCAGGGACAAUCGUGCAUCUAGAAGUGCUCUAUUUGAUAACCUUGAUGGCAUUGAAGAAGGUGGUCUCAGGGCUUCUUCAUCAUAUGCAGAUGAACAAGAAAAUGAUAAAUCUUUAAAUAUUCUGCAAGACAAAGUUGUCUUUCUAAAGAGAUUGACUGGUGAUAUACAUGAUGAGGUGCAGAGUCAUAAUCGCAUGUUGGACAGAAUGGGUAAUGGGAUGGAUUCUGCAAGGGGGAUUAUGUCAGGAACUAUGGAUCGCUUCAAAAUGGUUUUUGAAAAAAAAUCAAGUAGAAGAACAUGUAAACUUGUGAUGUAUUUUGUCAUGUCAUUCUUCAUCAUAUACUACCUGUUCAGAGUUGGUAAAAAAACUUGAUGUUGGAGAUGGUAAUCCGGAGUUGAUUCACUUUAGAGCUUCUAUUUCUAAGUCUCUCAUUGAUCUAAAUAAGAUGGAAGCUAUGGAGUUAUCUUAGAGAGCUAAAGUUCGUGGUCAAUAGAAGGUGAUGAAAAUACCAGUUAUUUUCAUGGUAUUAUUAAUAAAAAGAGAAACCAAAGAGCAUUUAGAGGUGUUUUUUUCUAAUGGUGACUGGAUUGAAGACCUUUUUUUGGUCAAAAAAAGAUUUUUUUUUUUCUCAUUUUUCUGAUAGGUUUUCGCUGCCUUGUACUUCUCGAAUCCCACUUGAUCUCGAAUUUCCUUCCCAACUUUUUGGAUCAGCUCUUGGUCUUGGACGGUGAGAUUUCGAGAGAUGAAAUUAAACGGGCUGUCUGGGAUUGUGACUUUGAUAAGUUUCCAGGUCCUGAUGACUUUACUUUUGAGUUUUUUUAGAAGAUAUUAGAGCAUAGUUGAGAAUUCGGUUGUGGCUGCAGUGCAACAAUUUUUUAUUUCUGUUUUUUUUUCAACUGGUUGUAACUCGUCGUUUAUAACUCUGAUUCCGAAAAUUUAUGAUGCUAAGAUCUCUUGCAUUGCUUUUUAAAUGGGUGUGGAGUUUUAGAACUAAUCGGGCUUCUUUAUGAGCUCCUGUUGUGAAAGCGAUCCAUAAGGAAAAUGCUCUUUUUAAUUGUGAUACUUUUCCUCAUCAAAGAUCAGUUUGGAUUGACAUCAUUCAAGCUAUUCUUGAUUUACGAAUUAAAGGUAUAAAUCUCUUCGAUAGCUACAAGAAGUUAAUUGGUAAUGGUGAUAAUAUUCGUUUUUGGACGGAUGUAUGCCUGAGAGAAAUUCCUCUUAAAGUCUGUUUUCCCCGCUUGUUUUUGUUAGAAACUGACAAAAAAGUUUUUGUGGCUUUUAAGUGUAGUAUUUUUUUUCUUGGUUGGAUUCUUUUCGUCGUUCUCUUCUUGGUG
Lactuca sativa (garden lettuce) is the source of this 1591-nucleotide messenger RNA. The record is from RefSeq and is a predicted model, not a curated record. NCBI's taxonomy places the organism in Eukaryota, Viridiplantae, Streptophyta, Magnoliopsida, Asterales, Asteraceae.